Molecule: messenger RNA, 7633 nt
Organism: Elgaria multicarinata webbii
Lineage: Eukaryota; Metazoa; Chordata; Lepidosauria; Squamata; Anguidae
Product: guanine nucleotide-binding protein G(q) subunit alpha
Exons: 7
Coding region: 210-1289 (359 amino acids)
Biological process (GO): glutamate receptor signaling pathway; phospholipase C-activating dopamine receptor signaling pathway; adenylate cyclase-activating G protein-coupled receptor signaling pathway
Cellular component (GO): heterotrimeric G-protein complex
Molecular function (GO): GTPase activator activity; guanyl nucleotide binding; GTPase activity
Source: RefSeq, a predicted model, not a curated record
GGGGCACGCUGUGGAUGUGCCUGCGCGUCUCCGCGUGUUAGCAACUAGGGCUCUCCCUGGGCUCGGCUCGCCUGGCUUUGCUGUCUCCCCGGGAGUGGCGGGGCAGCUGCUCCCAGCGAAGGAGGCGAAGGGCUUUCUCGUGUUCGUGGCUUGGGGUGUGCGUGUUUUCGGGGUGGGAGUGGGGGUUGUGCCUGAACCAGUUAGGAAGAAUGACUCUGGAGUCCAUCAUGGCGUGCUGCCUGAGCGAGGAAGCCAAGGAAGCCCGGCGGAUCAACGAUGAGAUUGAGAGGCAGCUCCGCCGGGACAAGCGAGACGCCCGCCGAGAGCUCAAGCUACUGCUGCUGGGCACAGGAGAAAGUGGCAAAAGCACAUUUAUCAAACAGAUGAGAAUCAUUCAUGGUUCAGGAUACUCUGAUGAAGACAAAAGAGGAUUCACAAAGCUUGUGUAUCAGAAUAUAUUCACAGCAAUGCAGUCUAUGAUCAGAGCCAUGGAUACACUCAGAAUCCCAUACAACUAUGAACAUAAUAAGGGUAAUGCACAGCUAGUUCGUGAUGUUGAUAUAGAGAAAGUGUCUUCGUUUGAAAACCCUUACGUAGAUGCAAUAAAGAGUUUAUGGAAUGACCCUGGAAUCCAAGAAUGCUAUGACAGACGACGGGAGUAUCAGUUGUCAGAUUCUACUAAAUAUUAUCUUAACGACUUGGACCGUAUAGCAGAUUCUGGCUACCUGCCCACCCAACAAGAUGUGCUUAGAGUUCGAGUCCCGACAACAGGAAUAAUUGAAUAUCCAUUUGACUUACAAAGCGUCAUUUUCAGAAUGGUGGAUGUGGGGGGCCAGCGAUCAGAACGAAGAAAAUGGAUACACUGCUUUGAAAAUGUCACCUCCAUUAUGUUUCUAGUAGCCCUUAGUGAAUAUGAUCAAGUACUUGUGGAAUCAGACAAUGAGAAUCGAAUGGAGGAAAGCAAAGCACUAUUUAGGACAAUUAUCACAUAUCCCUGGUUCCAAAACUCUUCAGUCAUUCUGUUCUUAAAUAAGAAAGAUCUUCUAGAGGAAAAAAUAAUGUACUCCCAUCUAGUUGAUUAUUUCCCGGAGUAUGAUGGACCUCAGCGGGAUGCACAAGCAGCAAGAGAAUUCAUCUUGAAGAUGUUUGUCGACCUGAAUCCAGAGAGUGAAAAAAUUAUCUAUUCCCACUUCACGUGUGCCACAGACACGGAGAACAUCCGCUUCGUCUUUGCUGCUGUCAAGGACACUAUCCUACAGUUAAACCUGAAGGAGUACAACUUGGUCUAACUGUGCCUCUUAGCUCUCCGCCCCAUCCCCUCCCAUCCCUACGGUCAAUUGAAGAUAUUGAAGAGGGACUGUAUUAUCUGUGAAAAUGAUCCGCAUAAUACUAAUUUAUUGCUGGCCUGGACUCUGUUAAUGUUCACAGAGUUUAUAGUAAAUAUUAUGAUUUUAUUUAAACUUUACAGAGGAAAAAUGAAAGAUGCUGAACUACAUUCGCAGCACAUUUCCUCAUUUUUUAAGUGAAAACCUCGUGACUCAAUGUGUUUUAAAUUCUCAGUCGUGCACUCACAAAGGAUAGGGGCGUGGAUUGAUUUUUGUUUUAUUUUUUUGGUUACUGAAGCAAAAUCAAGUUGGUGUCUCCCCCUCCUCUUGUUGUCUCUGUCUGUCUUUUUAAUUUUUUUUAAGGUACAAUGGCCUUUCCCCCAAGUUUUAUUCCUUGGUUUUCCUCUUUAGUAAUCUGGUCAGGAAAAAUCUGUCACUAGAAUUUAAGCCAUCAAUUGUUCCGAUUUUUCAGUAACUACUUUUUUGAAGGAUCAAUCGUAUUGAUACUCUAAUUUAUUUUAUUUCUUAAUUUUUGGCAAAGAUGUCAAAUACGUCUGAUUUUUGGUACUGUCUUUGCACUGAAGGCUGAGAGUGUUGUUCAGUGGAAACAUUAAUUGUAGCAGUGUUAUGGAUUUUACCUUUUAUUGUACCAUGGAAAUUCAGCAAACUGCGCAGAACACAGCAACAAACUACUAAGACACAAAAGGAAUUCAUGAAGUAGGAUAGCUUUUUAUUUUUUAAUUGCCACGUGCCAUUAUAUAUAUAUUUUCUCUUCCAGAGUUCUUUCUUUCUUUUUCCUAAUCACAAGAUGCCAAACAAAUGUCAUGGACACUACAAUAGCCUGGAACUUUUUGCUUUUCGUUUUUUAACUAAUCAGACCAUCUAGAUUUUUCACAACAUUUUCAGUUCUAUUUUAUUGUCUAUGAAGUUUCAUGUUGCCAAAUUUGGCUCUUUUUAAAAUAUAUAUAAGUGUUAACUUUGACAUGUAAGAUACUGAUUUAAAAUGCCAAGGUAACUGAUUGGGAAUCUAUUCCAGACGACUGCCAAAUGUUUAAGCAGCUAGAUUUCAGCUUCUAUGUUCCCUCUUUGUAUUAGAAAGCAUUCCAUUCUCAAUGCCAAAAAGAAAAAGCAGGGUGAGUGAAAAUGUUAUUUGGUGCUACAUACACAGAUGUAUCCGUCUAUUAAUUCGAGGACAGUUUUACAUUUAUCUAGGGUGGCAUAGCAUUGCACGGUGGGUUUUUUCUUUAUUAAUGCACCUUUAAUUGAAAAUACAAAAUUAAAAAUAAAAUAUCCUUGCUAUGGUUAUUUAAUUGAUUUGGGAAUUUCUAAGUGGGAGCCUUCAUAGAAUUUUUAUUAUAUAUUAAAUGGCUGAAUAAACCACAUUGGAAGGCUAAAGAUGCAGUCCUGUGCACAUUUACCUGGAGGUAAGUCCCAAUGGAACUCAGUUGGAAUUUCUUCUUGAGUAGACAUGCAUAGGAUGUGUAUAUCAAUUUGUAACAAUAAAAUUAAUCAACAACAAAAAGUCUGCACAUGCCUUGAUGAGCAUCUCUUUUAUUACAAUUUGGGUUGAAAGUUUUUUGUUUGUUUUUUAGGUUUUGUUUAAAACAACCCUGUAAAUAAGAUUGCUGUCAAGUUGCAAAGUUGUGUAUGGGGAGUAGAGGGGUCACAUUUGAAGCUGGGCUAAUUUUUCCAAAAUGCCAUGUCUUCUAAAAUGCACUUAAGCUGAAAUGAUUGCUCCACAGCAGUUGUUUUGGCAAAGGAGGCAAUGAGAACAGAUUAUUAGUUUAGUACCAAAGUUUUAACUAUGGGUCCAAUCUACCGAGCAUUAAUUUCAGUGACAUUGGUGCAGGAUUCCCAUUAUAAUGAGCAUGGCUGAUACCACAGUCAUGCUUGGUAAAUAGACCUCAAUAAAUACUAAUGAGAUACCAUUUACCCUUAACCCUUUCCAUUAAAAUGAAUGACAAGUUGGGCUGCUUUUGUUCCCUUAUCAUGAAAAAACUUGUAAUUUUUAAAAUGGUUGUAGGUAUAGUGCAAUUAUGAAUGCUAUAAUCAUUGUACAUACAUAUAUAUAUAUAUAUAUAUAUAUAUGUGUAUAUAUAUAUAUAUAUAUAUAUAUAUAUAUUAUAUGGCAGCAUCCAUAUUGGCUUUGUAAUCCUUAAUUUUGGCAGAUUGAAUGUGCUGUAUUGAUAUGUAUCUAUGUAAUUGUAAUGUAUGUCUUACAGAUAAUUCACAAUUUAAAUAAUGUUAUUUUAUUUACUUUUUUAAGAGAGAAGAAUGUAAAAUUUUGUCAGUUUAUUUCUGACUAGGGUUUUUUUUUUAAUUUACAAAAAGAAUUAUAGUGCAGAGCGGUACUAGCAUCAUGCUGUGUAAAAUCAUUUGCACAAUCCUGAGUGGCAGUGGACUGAAAACAUGCAUAAACACAUAAACACACACACACACGUAAUUGACUUUUCAACUUAAGUUUUCAGAAGGUUUCACAAAGAGGUGUGGGAAUUAUGUGCUGAAUUACAUUGUUCUUUGGCAAAUGAAAAGAAAGUUAGUUCACUUCUCUCAUCUUUUUAUGAGGAGGGCCUUACAAACUGUUUCAUAUUUUUACCUCUGGUGUAACCUUGUAGUUGAGACGCAUGUGGCAUCCAAUCUGGUGAAUGAGUUCAACACAUUUCUGUCUGCAAAAACCAUGUGACUGGAAAGAUUGCUAUUUUUUAAGCUUUGCCUUUGGUGGCGGUGGUGGUGGUGAUAGGGGGGAGAAUGUAUGUUGAACCCAUUCACAAGAGGAGGUGACAUAGAUCUAUAUAUGUAAUAGUGUGACAGUAAAGAAUCCCUUUGGGUAGGAAAGACUUGUUUUGGAUCCACUAUUGCGCUGCUUCACAGUAUGCCAAUUUUCCUACAUGAAAAGCACUUGAAUGUAGGUGGAAAAACAUAUAUACCACUAAUACGCUGUCAUGUGUGCCUAUAUUUCUAUGUGUACACAUGAAUGGAAGUUGGGAUGCAAAAAAUUUGUCCUGUGCAAACAGGACCUUAUAAGAUGGUUUUACUAGCAGUUUUAAUCCAUUAUGCAAAUAAACUCAUUGUGUGGACAUUGCUAUUUCUAUAUUCCAAAAUUUAGUUUGUCAGUUCCACAUCAACAUGAAAGGUUGUACCUUUUAACAAAGCAGAGUUUCCAAUGAUAAAAUUCUAAGAAACCCAAAGUAUUUUAAGUUACAAAGCUAUGAUAGAUUUAGAAUGUCAAAAGUGACACCAGAACAGGCAGUGUGGGAUGAACAUGGAUGCUUGGGUCUUUACUUACAUCAUUGUGAAAUUUGUCCUGACUUUGAUAUAAACAAAAUAUAUAAUACAGCAUGUACUGUUAUUUAUGCAGCUCCAUUUCAUUCCAUUGAGCUUACAUAUGGCCCCUGCAAUAUUAUUGAUCACAUAUAGCAUUUUAUGCCAGUAUUUACCACAUUCUCUUCAAAAUAAAUCAGUAAGGUAGGCUGCUAUUGUGGGAACUGAGUCUCCAAGUAGUAUUGGAUGUGACAACCCAGCUCAGCCAGCCUGUGAAGCUUUCCUACACAAGGUUCUUAUUAGAUUAGCUGAACCAGCAAAAUCAGACAGAAGGAGAAGUGGCUGCAAACUGGACUGGCUAUGCUUGUUCAUUAUAUCAUCUGAAGCCACCUUGUGAUAGUGACUUCAUAAUAAGAACACGGCAGGUGAUUUGAAGCCAGGUCUGCCAGAUCUUUGUGCUGAACUGUACAUUAGUGGUCUUGAAAUAAAUUGAGCUGUGGAACACUAGUGCCUGGUGGCUUCCUGGAUUUCUCUACCCAGUGUAAACUCAGGGGUGCAUGACAAUAUAUGUCGCUUCUUUUAAAUGGAAUAAACUAACCACUUCAGUUUUAGGUGGAUACUUUUUUUCUUUUUAAAAAUAAGUUCUAGAAAGGAAAGAACAGAAUAGCCUAAAAUGAUUUUGGGCUGGGUAUUUUAUUUAUUACGGGUCUUGUGGGGAGGGUUGGAAGGUUUGGAAUAAAGUUUACUUAUGUCUUCAAGUUGUAUUACAAAAGUGUUCAAGACUGUACCACUAACAUAUUCUAGGUAAGCUAGACUUUUAGCAAAUGAGAUCAUUGGAUCCUGUUUGGGUUUUGAAAGAGGGGGGCUUAAGCAUACUAUGGCCAAGCUUCCCUUGAAUUGCCAACCGCAGCAUUGCCAUGUGCCAGUACAUCACAGUCUUUUUCAUUAAGUGACUAUGUGCUCUUCCCACGUGAGGUUUAUAAAUGCUCAGAUUUAUUUUUAUUUGUUAAAUGGUUGAUGGUUUUUUGCUAUGCCUUACAGAUUUUGAGCCCAGACAUUAGUGCCUCUUAGCUGAGCUAAAGCAAACAGAUCAAAACGAAAAGACUUGCAUAUUUGCCAAGACAAUGUAAAACUGAAUUUAAUAAAUGGACAGACACGGCAAAAGGAAGCUUCUUGGAAUUGCGUGUCCUUGGUGUUCAUGAGGAGUACAGUCCUCUUGAAAGUGGCACUCAAUCUAUUUUAUUGUUGUGCAAGAGCAGCUCCCUUUCAACUGACUGGGACUUGUGGAGGAGAACCUGAAGGAUUGUGUCCUAGCACACAAAAGCUAUUCAUAUAUUAAAUCUUCAUAGUAGUGGGGAUUUCCCCAUCAAAACAAAACCCCUUAAAAUUUGCCUUCCUCACAAGUUGACUGGUGCUGUCGAGACAUGCAUGAAGGAUGAAUGCAUGAACACAGUCAUAUUUAUUGAAAUAAUUUUGAUUGCUAAGGUUAUAUGAGAUUUCAUUAUACCACCACAUUUGCAUAAUUUUUCCUGAUCGCCAAAUUUAGAAGUGGAGCAUACUUUUUUUAAUGGGAUAUUAGUCAGAAUGACUGCAUGAUUUGACAAAAAAAAAAGUAGAUUACAUGGUGGGGAGAAAGGGUUGCAUAUUAAGAGACUGCUGGCUCUCCCCACCUGUGCUUGUAAGAUGCAAAUGACGUUUGACUUACCCAUUGACCUUUCCCAUUUGUUUUGCAUUCUUCACAAGACUAAAAUGAUAAAUAAAUAAAUGUUAACACACCUGAAGAAAUAAUAAAAUGUACCCCCAAAAUGUUAAUGAUGUGCUGCUGCUCUUGAAUUUUUUCUUUUUAAAAUUACUGUUUCAUACAAACUGCAACAAUGAUCUUAUCAUAUCAACUACAACAGUACUUUCACAUAACUAGUAGUGUGUGCUCAGUGUGUUAACGUGGCCUACCAAAGACCUGCCUUAGCUAAAAUCUAAUCAUAUGAUCAGCUUGUGUCUUUGGGAUUCCAUCAUAUUGCUACCAUCAAAUUAUGGAAUGUGUUGCAUAUGGCUAACUGCUGUGUUUUGGACAUGCAGAUGCCUGCUUUUGUAAAUAGCAAUUCUUCCAACACACAUUUAUACUUCUUAGUAUGCAUUCAAUGUUUAUCUUCUAUGUGUAGCCUUAUGUCCAUUCUGAAAUUACUUCACAUACUUUUCUCCAAAGCAAUUUGGCCCCUUAUUCAGAACUCUGUGGCCACUGAUGUGGAGCUGGGCCUUUUGUGUAAGUGGGACUCUAGUGGAUUCAGUGGGAAAUACUAGUUUUGUUCCCUCCAUUGACUGACACAGAAGUCAGUCUGGACAAAAGAACUUAUGUAUACAUUAGACUUUCCAUGGUUGCAAGGAAUUGCCAGAUUAGGGUGCAUAUAUCCCAAAAUCAGUUUUUCUUCUCUAGCCUGCCAGGAAAUCAGUUCUUUUACAUAUUACAUCUGGGCCACUUAAAUAUGGAUGGGCCCAUUUCGUUUUAGUGUGCCUAUACUCAUGCAAGUGGAUCUCUCUACUUGUAUUUGUUUCUUGGUUGUUUUAAAGGACUUUUGAAUGCAUUUGUUAAUGUUGCAAACAACAUUCAUGGUUCUCCAUAUAUAUAUGAUUUAAAAUGGCAGACUGCAGAAAGAUUUGGCUGUACAGGACAUUUUCUCUCCAAAGGGUACUCUUAAGAUGCAAUUUGUUGGUGAUUUCUUUAUACUACCAUCUUUGGAGUUGGCCUUCUAGGACCUGUAUAUUUAGUAGAUGAAACUCAUGCACAGUGUUUUAUAAAUUGCACUUGUUCUAAUGUCCUUUAAAUGCAUGUAUUGUCUAUGGUUUGGGGAUUGAAAGUUUUUGACAAGAGCUGAUGUAUAAAUAUUUCCCCAAAUGACCUUGCUAGUUAAAAUUACAGCAUUUUGGUCAUACUUUUGUACUACAGUAUCUUUGUUCCUUACACUUUCAUCUUUUGAAGUACUUUUGGCUUAUUGUUCUCCUCAAAUGCUUUUUUUAUUAUAAUAUUGGAAUAAAUAUCUUUAUUCCAGUGA